Danaus plexippus (monarch butterfly) is the source of this 577-nucleotide messenger RNA. Its product is annotated as oxidoreductase-like domain-containing protein 1. Bases 175 to 510 code for a protein of 111 amino acids. The transcript has 3 exons. NCBI's taxonomy places the organism in Eukaryota, Metazoa, Arthropoda, Insecta, Lepidoptera, Nymphalidae. The record is from RefSeq and is a predicted model, not a curated record. Gene Ontology annotation, cellular component: mitochondrion.
UAGAGUUGUCUAUGAUAUUUGAAGUAAUAAUGAUAAAUGAAUCGUAGGUGUUUAUCCCAACAAGAAAAAACCUAAAUGCGUUUUUUUUAAUCGCACAAUAAAUCUGUGAUAUUAGAGAACUUAUUUGUCACUUACCCAUUUAAAUAUUUUUCUAAAUUUCUAAUAUGAAUAGUAAUGCUUAAAACCAGAACUUGUUACAGAAAUUUUCUUGGGAAAUGUAAAAUUUAUUCAAGAACAUUUUGUGAGCAGUCGAAUUUAACAGAUGCGGAAAAAGAGAAGGAAAAGGAAAUACAAAGGAUCAUGCAAAAUGCCUCCUUAGAUGAGCCUCCGACAGCAUGCUGUCAAUCUGGUUGUGCAAACUGUGUGUUCAUCAUCUGGGCUGAGGCACUUUCAUCCAAAAUGGAUAAUGCCGGCCCGGAAAUAGCAGAACGGAUAAUGAAGAACAUUGAUGACCCCUCAAUGAGAGCUUAUUUAGAACUCGAAUUAAGAAUAAGAGGAGUCAAGAAGUAGCUACUGAGUAGUUAAACUAGUACAGUGUUAUAUUAGUAAUAAGUAAAUAAAAUAAUUUAUAAAAUUA